AUGUCUAACAAAAGUUUCCAUGAUUUGUCCAAACGAAGGAAGAGAGACUAUCUCAAUAGUAUUCGAAAAAGAAAUAAUGUUCUUCCGCAAAAUAAUAACGAUAAUGAAGUUGAUAAUAUUCCAUUGAACCAAAGAAUCGAUGACAAUAUUAUUGAAAAUGGAAAUAACUUAAAUGACGACGAGAUCAACUUGGAUGGAGUCUUAGAGUUUCAAAACAUAGUGGAUGCCAGGCCAAUGAACUGUGUGAGACAACAAAAUAUCCUUGAAAAUUCUACUCCAAAUCAACCGAUUAACCUUAGGGUUAAUGACGUAGUGGCAGAAAAUGUUUUAGCAGCUGUCAAAGAAGAACAUCACGAUGUGGAUAAUGAAAAUAUAUAUUCUGAUAAUGUGCAUGGACAGAGAGAAGAAGUUAUGAUGCCAAAUAGAAAUAUCCACACUUCUAAUGCUGUCUGGAAUGAAGUAGAAGAAGAAAGAGAAGAAGAAGAGGAGGAACAAAUUUUCGCUGACGAAGACGAUGAAGACGAGAACUUAAGAGACACUACUAACAAUCUGAAUUAUGAUUUACCUCUCUACAAUGAAGCACCAUUAACAAUUACUCAAAGUAUGUUAUUAAUUGCGACUUUGUUAAUAACUCAUAACAUCACGCAGUCAUGUCUUAUUGACAUUAUAUCUAUAAUAAAUUUACAUUGUUUGAGUGACGGUCUUCAUAAAAAUAGUUUAUUUAAGUUCAAGAAGUUUUUUGCUUUGGGAAAUUAUAACAACACUAAUCAUAAGAAACAUUAUUAUUGUUCAAAUUGCCUAAAAGGCUUAACCUCUUCAAAUGAAGCUUGUCCAGAAUGCUUAAACAGCAAAACAGCACAUUUUAUCACCUUAUCAAUUUCCGAGCAACUGCAAGAAUUAUAUAACCGACCCGGAUUUUACCGACAAUUGCGAAACCAGUUCCGACAGCCACAUUUGAAUGGAACUUUCAUUAAUGAUGUCUAUGAUGGUUCUUUAUACAAAAAUAUUGAGAGGAACGGUUACUUAUCUAACGGAAAUAAUAUAUCAUUCAUGUGGUGCACUGACGGUGUUUCGGUUUUUAAAUCGUCACAAAUAAGUAUUUGGCCUUUGUAUUUAACGAUCAACGAAUUACCUUUUAAAGAACGAGCCAAACGUCAUAACUUAUUGUUAGCUGGAUUGUGGUUUGGUGAUACUAAACCUGAUGCUAAUCUGUUUAUCGAUAAACUGCACUCACAAUUCACAAAACUUCUUGAAGGUGUGAAGUAUACUCUAUCUGAUGGACAGGAAAUAUUUGUUCAAGCAGCAUUGCUGUUUGGUACAUGCGAUAAUCCUGCCAAAACACAUUUUCUAAACUUUAAACAAUUCAAUGGUUUUUAUGGUUGCCCAGUUUGUUUAGAACCAGGAGAGAGUUAUCGUUGUUCAACUGGGGGAACGACGCACGUUUACAAAUUCACUCAAAAUCCAACUCUCCGAACAACUGAGCAAUCUAUAGAGCAUGCAAAUAUUGCAUUAGAAAAUAACAGCGAACAAUUUGGAGUCAAAGGUCCAUGUGCUUUAUCAAACAUAAUGCCGGAUUUUAUAGCAGGAACAGCAAUUGAUAAAAUGCAUUGCGUAGAUAAUGGUGUUGUAAAAAAACUCUUAUCUUUGUGGUUCGACAGUACUUAUAAUAGUUUUCGUUAUUCACUUUAUCCUGUAAUUCAAGUGAUCAAUGAUCGAUUAACUAGCAUAAAACCACAAAAAUUCGUCCACCGAUUGCCACGAACAAUACAAGAACUAACUCACUGAAAAGCUUCAGAGCUUAGAAUGUGGUUUUUUUAUUACUCGCUACCAGUCUUAUCUGAUGUGAUGCAAAAUGUUUUUUUUGAACAUUUUAUGCUAUUAGUUACAGGUAUUGCAUACCUUUCAUCUGAUAGUAUUACGCAUGAAAUGAUAGAUGAAGCACAAAGGUUAUUAAAUAAAAUUGUCAGUGACUUUGAAACGCUGUAUGGGCUCCAAAAUUGUUCUAUUAACAUACAUUCACUUCUUCACUUACCAGAAUAUGUAAGACGAAUUGGGCCUUUGUGGACAACUUCUUGUUAUGUCUUUGAAGAUUUGAACGGGCAAUUCUUGAAGUUAAUACAUGGGACCAGGUACAUUGAUUCCCAAAUUGCAAAUAUACAUGGUCAGUUACUCAGGAUGUACAAAUAUCAAGAACAGCUACCUGAUGGACCUUUACGGGAUUUUUGUAUCAUCAGAAAAUAUGGAGUAAAAAUUUGCGAAAAGAUAUUCAGACAUUGUUACAGUGUUGGAACUUAUGUCAAUUUCGAUAACAUUCCGCAAUUCUUACGUAGAGCAGUACAACAUUUACUACCGAUUAGAAACAUAAAAAAAUACCAUCGAUUAAUGAAAGACGGUCAAUUGUAUGUUUCUGAACAGUAUUCACGAGAUUUAAAAACACUAUCAUCUGACGUACAGUACACUGAUCAUACAGGAAUACCACGUUUCGGCAGAGUUUGUUGCUUUAUCAAAAUUACUGAGUGCGAAUGCUUAAAUACUUGUCACUGUUAUGGCACUCAUCAUGCGAUAAUAAAAAAAUUUGAAUUCAACAAUGCUUUUCAACUGUCAUAUGGCAACGAAAAUUUGACAGUACCACAUAUAUAUGAAUGUACGAUAACUGAAGAACAUAUAGCUGUUCCAGUAAAAUUUGUAAAAUCUGUUUGUAUAUCUAUGAAAGUAGAUCAACGAUUAUUUGUCGCUCAAACAGU
Molecule: messenger RNA, 2744 nt
Organism: Cotesia glomerata
Lineage: Eukaryota; Metazoa; Arthropoda; Insecta; Hymenoptera; Braconidae
Exons: 3
Coding region: 1-1785 (594 amino acids)
Source: RefSeq, a predicted model, not a curated record